Messenger RNA from Funneliformis caledonium, 969 nucleotides. The record is from the annotation of a GenBank genome assembly. Lineage: Eukaryota; Fungi; Glomeromycota; Glomeromycetes; Glomerales; Glomeraceae.
AUGAAUAGUCCACAUUCUACAACAGCUCACUAUCUUUCAACACCACCAAGUUCAUCUUCAAACUCUCCCUCCCAUUCUCCACGUUCUUCUUCUCCAAUUCAAAAGUAUUUCCAAGCAGAUUCUUCACGUAUUUCCGGAAACGUUUCUCCGUUAUUUCGAUCGAUUGAUCCAAACACUUAUGAUGACAUUCUAAAAAAAUCAAAGUAUCAAUUGCCAUCAGAAAAUGAACAUGUAGAUAGAAUUCAAUUAAGACAUUUAAUGUUUAGAUACGUUUGGCAAGGAAAUUUUUCGGCUCCUAUGGAAGAAACAUUAAAAAAUGGUGCCAAAGUCCUGGAUGUUGGGUGCGGGAGCGGUUCUUUUGUCUUAGAUGUUGCAUCGCAAUUCCCAAACUCUAAAUUUUAUGGAAUAGAUAUGGCACAAAUGUAUCCUUCCCCUGAUGACCUCAAAAUCCCACCAAAUGCUUUAUUCUCCCAAGUUGAUAUAGUGAAAGGAUUACCUUUUGAUGACAAUACAUUUGAUUUUGUACAUUUAAGAUUCUUGGUUCAAUAUUUAACUGAGGGACAAUGGAGUGAGAAUGUCAUAAAAGAAUUGCUUAGGGUGACAAAAGUUGGCGGCUGGAUAGAAAUUAUGGAACUAGAUUUGAUCUUUUAUACGAUAUCAUAUUUUAAUGCACGAAACAUAAACUCGAUAAUAUCGCCGCGACUUUCUCAGUUUCUUUCUUCAUCGAAUUCAUUUUCUAUCAUACAACAUGAGAAACGAUGUACUCCAUUAGGUCAAUGGGGAGGAAAAUUAGGCGAAUUUGCAUUGAUUUACUUUACAAUGGCAUUUAAAAACAUGAAAAAAGUUUUACCAACAUUUAUGGAAAUUAACGAAAACGAUUAUGAUGAAAUUGUUGAAAGAUUCAACGAAGAAUGUGAAGGAUAUAGAACUUAUAUGAAAACAUUUAAAUAUUGGGGACAAAAAUGCUAA